CGCCUACCCUCCCUUCCUCCCUCCUCUCUUUCGGGCCGUGUCAGGCGGCGGCCGCCAGCGUGGGGCGCGGAGGCCUCCUCCCGCCGGGCGUGUCGGGCCCGGCCAGCUGCAGCCGUUAGCGGCCGCGCUCGCUCCCCUCUGCGAGGGGCGGCAGGCAGCGGGAGGCCGCGCCGCCGCUGCGCGGGGCUCACCUGUUGGCCCGGGACGCCCCUCCACCCCCCCCCCCCCCCCCACACACUUCGCCCCGCCGUUGGGAGCGGCCGCCAUGGCGGAGACCGAGGAGAGGAGCCUCGACGACUUCUUCGCCAAGCGGGACAAGAAGAAGCGGAAGGAGAAGAGCAGCCGAGGGGCCGCCGCCGCCGCCGCCUCCUCCUCCUCCUCCAGCGCCUCCAACCCCGCUUCGAACGCCGCGGGGGCGGCCGCGGCGGCGGCCGGGGGAACCCGCCCAGCUGAGGGCAGCGGUUCCGGGGCCGCCUCUUCCAACGCCGGCUCCGCCAAGACGGCGACCAAGGAAGAGGAUGAUUGGAAGGAGUUUGAGCAAAAGGAAGAAAUUGAUUAUAGUGGUCUUAGAGUUCAGUCCAUGCAAAUAAGUGAAAAAGAAGAUGAUGAAAGUGAAAAAAGAGAAGAACCUGGUGACAACUGGGAGGAGACUGGUGGUGGUGUAGACAGAUCAUCUGGUCCUUGGAACAAGUCAGCUCCUGCACCAGCACCUGUCGUUGAACCAAUUGUUACAGAAACCCCAGAACCAGUUCAGACUGGUGGUGUAUACAGGCCACCUGGUGCCAGGGAGGGUGGCAGGCCACGGAGAGCACAGCAAGGACCACCAGAAAUCUAUAGCGAUACGCAGUUUCCAUCACUGCAGUCCACCGCCAAGCUUGUAGACAGUCGGAAGGAUAAAGAAAUGGAGAAGAGCUUUGAAGUAGUAAAACACAAAACUAGAGGUAGGGAUGAGGUCUCAAAAAACCAGGCACUUAAACUUCAGCUAGACAACCAGUAUGCUGUGCUUGGGGAUCAGUAGAGCUGCAUACACAGUACAAUUAAGGAAUGCUUUUUUGGUAACCCUUCUACUAAGGUAACUAAACUACAGCUAACGGCUAUGAUGAACAUGCCACCUUAUUUCUGCUGGAUCUACUGCAGCAAGUGCAGACUACUUUGGCGUAAGUGAUUGGUUCUCCUGCACUAUGGAAGCAUAAUAUGUUACAACUUCUCCAUUGGAUGUGGGGCAAAUUAAUGUAAAUGAUUGAACAAGAGUCAUCAGUGUUCUUUAAUUGCUCAGAAAGAUACCUGCAGCCAGUGGUCAUUUCAAAAUCUUUUUAUGUUCAGAUACUGAGCCUUCGUAAAGGUUGACUACCUCAGACUUGCUGCACUCAUUGUGGACACCAUGUGGAUCACAACUUCUGGAAGAGAAGGUUACAGCUGUUUUAGUGGCCACCUGAAACUUGAAACCAGCUCUACUGGAUUCCUGUCAGAAAUCCUGCAGAAGUCAGCCAUUUGGUUCCAAUUUGCUAUAACAAAGAUUUAAGUGACCUUAAUGACAAACCUAUUCUGUUCCCCUUCUGAGGAAUCCUGUCGUGUAGCCAUAGCCUGCUAGAGACUUCUGGAGCGUACCAUACCACUCAUACUAUCCAAGUAUAACAGAGCUGUAGUUUGUUUACCUUUUUAGAUAGCUGUACUGAAGUAACUGCAAAACAAAUUAAAACUCAUUCAGUAUCAGAUUUGAGGAAUGAUGGGUUUGAAUGGUCUGUUUGUGUUAGCCGUUUUCACAGUUGUCUGUUUAAGCUUUUUUUUUUUUCUAUUCUCCACAAAAAAAAAACAAACCUGCCUUGUUUCUGGUAUCAAAUUGCAGUAUAUUUAAAUAAUGAUGAGAUGUUGUAGUGAAAUAGGGUUUAUUUUGGUUUUCGUCAUGAGGUUUGUCUUUUUCACCCUAAAGCACUAAGACUGACGAGUUUUGAUUUGACACAGAGGUAUCCAGACUCCAACUACAGUCUUCAGAAAUUGUUAAAAAUGAGAUAUGUGGCAGUAGUGAUACUAGAUAAAAAUUUCUCCUCUAUUAAAAAGUUAUUUGCUUGGUGAAGAGUAAUGGUUACUUGAUAACUAAAAUAACUUAGUAUGCAGAGGGAUAACUAGAGCUGGAAAGCCUUAUUUCUUUGGCUACUUCUGUGAAGCAUGCAGGCUUUUUGAGGCAGAAAUUCUCUAACUAAAACUCAUAAAAGGUCUUUAUUCAAAGUCAGGAAGUUUAGUGAUAAUGGAGGGCAGUGACUUCUUUAAGUUGUCAUCUCUGACUUAAUUUAGUGGCAGUAGGCAAAAUGGCACUGAUACACUAAGAAUAUAGGACAUUGCCUGUAACUUUGAUUCGAUGAACGAAACCUGUCAAGUACCAAAAGUGUCCUGCUGUAACUGUUUUUGUCUUCUCUGAAUUGUUACACCAGAAGCAAAAUGAAAUAUGAUAGUGGUGUGCUCCAGUGUUGAGGUUUCUCAGAGUAAAUGCCAAAAAAUAGACCCAAUAUCUAUAAGAGUUGCCAAUGGCAAGAAAAACAAGGGAACAAAACAAAACUUGCUUAUGUGUGUGGGAGUAGUGUGUAUGUGCAGAAGAUGAGGGUAGUGCAGGAAUUGCCUGGUUGGGUUCCCUUUGACUAACCGCUGACUCGCUUUAAAUCGACUUCUCUAAGGCCAAUGGGAAUUUUGCUGUUGACUUCAGUGGGGCUGGGGUUUCACCUGGUUCUUUUGUGCACAGACUAGAACUGGCCUUGCCCUUGCAGAGUUAACUGUCUCUAAAACUUCUGCUAGAAGCUGCUAUUAAAGAGAGGGCUCAUGAGACUGUUCUUAAAAUUGGAGACUUCAUUUGGAAACAAAACCCCAUUGAAAGACUGAUACCAAUACCUUGGACUCUGAGCCAUGUAUCUUCCUUGAAAGUAACAUUUUUGCCAGCAAAACUGUUGAUUUGUCACUAAAGAUUUCUGUGGAAUUCAUGGUAAAUGGACAUGUCACUUGAUGCGGUAGAAACGUGAAGUCUUAAAACACUUUUCCUGAUGCUCUAAAGUGAUUGAGAUCACCAAUGCACAUGAAUCAAGUUUUAGUCUACUGUAUGAAGGGUAGAUGAGACUGUCCAUUGUACCGUCUUUAUUUGAGGUUUUGGGCAUGAAUUCUGGCAGUUCAAGAAAACCCUGUAACAGUUUCAAAUCAAAUAAAAUGGAAAUAUACAUGGAUUCUGGAGUCUAAUGAAUCUUUACCUUUAGUUCUAGCUUAUGACUGUACAACAGCUAAGGAAACACAGAGCAUUUGGAUCUCUUAAGGGACAGGCCGUGGAGUGGGUAGUCAGCCUUAUGGUCAGGUGGGCUAUGUUUGAGAGCUUAUAGCAGUGCAUAUGAGUAUGGCUUUUAUUUAUACAUAGAAGUUUAGUUUGCUACCUGUCAGUGUCUUCUUACUCCCACCAUCUAGGACUGGUUUGAGAUUGUGAAUUAAGUACGAAUGAAGCUUUGAUUUGCUUUUCACUUGGUAGUAGCUCUGCUAAAUUAAAGAAUAGAAAAAAAAAAAAAACCCAAAAACCAAACAAAAAAGCCCCUCUGGAUGGUUACUGUCACUGGAGUCCAUCAGCUACUGAUAACUAGAGGUGUUAUUUUGGGGGCUUUUCUUAAGCAUAUCAUUCCACGUUCUUUCUAGAGGCAUAAAGGAAAAAAAAGCAGAAAUGCAGCAGUUUCCAUAGUACAGAAUGUUAAACUAAUUUAAAGUGUUUCUAGUGUUAAAUACCGCUGCCAGCAACUAUCAAAAUGCCAGUUGUCAGUAUCUUCCUUGUAACAAUUAAUUGUUCUGCAUGCCUGAAAUUUUCAAAGUCAGUCCUCUGUGGAAGCUCAGUAUGCUUUUGCGACUCUGAAGUCCAACUUCAUCUGGUUUGUUAUUGCAUUCAUUCCAGGCAUGCUAAGAAUGUCCACUUCAUUCCUUCAAAAUCCUUGUUGAAGGCUCAUUCCAUAAGUGAAGGAUUGUCAGUUGUAGAAACGAGAUUCUUGGUACCAGUCAGUGAAAUGCAGUUGUGUGCCGCUUCAGGAACUUCCUAACCUAACCUGUAACAUGCUUUUAUGGUGGUUAGUUAUUAACUUCCAAUUUAAAGGUUCCAUUUUACUGUCUCUGGCUUAAAAUAAAAACACAGGCAUAUAGUAGAACAUUUAAAUGUCUAGUACUUACUGGGGAAGGAACAACUUGGAUUUGUGGUUCUUGGUGAUACAGUCUGUAUUUAAGGAAUGUUAAAAUGCCAAAACCUAGAUAAUUUUAAUAAAGUUGGACUUCCCAAAUGCCCACUGUA
Molecule: messenger RNA, 4297 nt
Organism: Aquila chrysaetos chrysaetos
Lineage: Eukaryota; Metazoa; Chordata; Aves; Accipitriformes; Accipitridae
Gene: CDV3
Product: CDV3 homolog
Exons: 5
Coding region: 266-1018 (250 amino acids)
Cellular component (GO): cytoplasm
Source: RefSeq, a predicted model, not a curated record